Drosophila montana is the source of this 1197-nucleotide messenger RNA. RefSeq names its product type 1 phosphatidylinositol 4,5-bisphosphate 4-phosphatase. Gene Ontology annotation, cellular component: late endosome membrane; lysosomal membrane; phagocytic vesicle membrane. The transcript is spliced from 6 exons. Bases 271 to 1062 code for a protein of 263 amino acids. NCBI's taxonomy places the organism in Eukaryota, Metazoa, Arthropoda, Insecta, Diptera, Drosophilidae. The record is from RefSeq and is a predicted model, not a curated record. Gene Ontology annotation, molecular function: phosphatidylinositol-4,5-bisphosphate 4-phosphatase activity. Gene Ontology annotation, biological process: phosphatidylinositol dephosphorylation.
GCAGCACUAUGCCAGGGUCACAGAAGCAACUGCAGGGGUGCACAAAAAGUCUGGCCAGUUUGACCAGAAUUAAGGCAACAGUGUGGCCAAUCGACUCAAAUGUGCGUCGAAAUCAGCAGCAGUGCAAUUUCAACAAAAUAAGUUGAAGCAUUUGCGUUGCGGUGUACAAAAAGAAGCAACAGCAAAAACAACAACAGCAGCGGGCGACAAUUGCAAUUUGGGUGCAUUACUAACGGGAGUUGCGUUUGUGCAUAGAGAAAAAGCACCGAUAUGUCUGAUCCCGAGCGCCAGAGCUUGAUCAACAAAGACGAGCCGACCACGGCCUCGUACACAUCGUUUCCAGCCGAGGGCGCUGAAAAUCCCGGCAGCAGUGCUGUAGCCAAUAAUGAAGACGGCAGCACUGCACAGUCGGUGCCAUUUAUUGGUCCCGAUGAGCUGCCGCCGCCCUAUCAGAGCAGCGGAACCGGCGGCGUGCCCAUGGUCACCUGUCGCGUGUGCCAGAACAUGAUUGACAUAACCACAAAACGGGAGCAACACGUGGUCAAGUGCACCCACUGCAAUGAGGCAACUCCCAUACGUAAUGCGCCACCCGGCAAGAAGUACGUGCGCUGUCCUUGCAAUUGUUUGCUAAUCUGCAAGAGCUCCUCGCAGCGCAUCGCUUGCCCACGCCCCAAUUGCAAGCGCAUUAUCAAUUUGGCUCCAAGUCCAGUGACACCGCCCGUGCCCACCAUGCCGGGCAUGUGCCGUGUCACUUGUGGCCACUGCUCGGACACGUUUUUGUUUAACACCUAUCACAACGCAUUGGCUCGCUGCCCACACUGCAGGAAGGUCUCCUCGGUGGGCUCACGUUUCGCCAACAGCCGCGGCGUUUUAUUUGCUAUUGUCGCAUUGCUCUUCCUUAUUGGUAGCAUUGGCCUGACCGUUGGCACCAUCUCAUAUGCAUCGAAUCAUGGCGGCAUGUAUAUCCUUUAUAUUGCCUUGUUUUUCAUUGCGGCUACCAUGUUGGCGCGUUCCAUUUACUAUUUCCGGCUUAAAGUGAGCGCGAUCGAUGGACCCAUGUAAGAUUCGCGGCGUGUCGGUUAAUAUGGAAGUGCAUUGUUUUAUUUUUAUAAAUAUAUAUAUGUGUCAACAUAUAUACGUAUAUAUUAUGCAUAUAAUUCAUUCCUUUUGAUAUUAAACAAAACCCCGUAAAACAAA